AUGGCUACUCGACCUGCCGCAGAUGUUCGUGUGGCUAGCCAUGGUCGCGGAGGCGCCGGCAACAUCGCAAAAGAUGAUGCUGCCAACUACCCCAAGCCCGAAGAUCUCGUGACUCCCACGUUGAAGUCCAAGGCCUACACCACCGGCCGUGGUGGAACUGGCAACAUGGCCGUCAACGACCCCGAGCGACCCGAUCUUGCGCGCGCUGCGCAGGAUGUCGAUGCGCCACCCCCGCCAGAGCCGCAAGGUCCUACGCACUAUGGACGAGGUGGAGCUGCAAACAUUAUUAGUAAGGAUGGCCAGGCUGCACCGCGCAACAGCGUCGAGGCAAAGCGCGAGGAUAACGGUGCCUCCAAGGGACUGUUGUCCAAGGGCAAGGAGCUUCUGAACAAGCUGGGCAAGAAAUGA
This is a messenger RNA of Plenodomus lingam JN3, 408 nucleotides long. RefSeq lists its product as uncharacterized. Lineage: Eukaryota; Fungi; Ascomycota; Dothideomycetes; Pleosporales; Leptosphaeriaceae. The record is from RefSeq and is a predicted model, not a curated record.